Eutrema salsugineum is the source of this 1164-nucleotide messenger RNA. Its product is annotated as cytochrome c oxidase assembly protein COX11, mitochondrial. Bases 154 to 1029 code for a protein of 291 amino acids. Gene Ontology annotation, cellular component: mitochondrial inner membrane. Gene Ontology annotation, molecular function: copper ion binding. The record is from RefSeq and is a predicted model, not a curated record. The transcript is spliced from 8 exons. Lineage: Eukaryota; Viridiplantae; Streptophyta; Magnoliopsida; Brassicales; Brassicaceae.
UUUGGGUGUAAAAAUUGUUUUGUUUGGUUGGUUUCACUUUCAUGUGACGUCUUUGAUCUCUCUACUGCCGACGACACAAGAACGCCGUUCAUUUACCGUGCUUGUGUAGUGUCUCACUGUGUGGAUCGAUUGUGAAAUCAUUUCUCUUCGGCCAUGUCGUGGUCGAAGGCAUGUAAAGGGACUCUAAUUUCUUCAUACUUAGAGAAGCUUCAUCGAACAUCGCAAUCUACAAGGACUGUGCCUAGUGUUCUGUGCUCUCGUUAUCACACUCAUGGAGCAUGUAAAGGCAACGGGCAUAAUCUUCCAAGCAAGAGAGGGCUUUGGGGAAGCUCAUCUUCGUUUUUACCUUUGAGUUCUCACUCUGCUAUUUCUAAAUCGAUGCUGCUUGGUGCUCAUCGCCAGUACUCUACUCACUCUCCGACAGAAACCAAAUCACAGAAGAUGCUCUAUUACCUCACCGCUGUUGUCUUUGGCAUGGUGGGGCUAACUUACGCAGCUGUCCCAUUGUAUAGAACAUUCUGCCAAGCUACUGGAUAUGGAGGUACUGUUCAACGCAAAGAGACUGUCGAGGAGAAGAUUGCUAGACAUUCAGAAUCUGGUACCGUCACUGAAAGGGAGAUUGUCGUGCAGUUCAAUGCUGAUGUUGCAGAUGGGAUGCAGUGGAAGUUCACUCCAACUCAAAGAGAGGUGAGAGUAAAGCCAGGAGAAAGCGCGCUGGCCUUUUACACUGCUGAAAACAAAAGUUCAGCUCCAAUAACUGGAGUAUCCACGUACAAUGUCACUCCCAUGAAGGCAGGAGUUUAUUUCAACAAGAUACAGUGCUUUUGCUUUGAGGAACAGCGACUUCUUCCGGGAGAACAGAUCGACAUGCCGGUCUUCUUCUACAUUGAUCCUGAGUUUGAGACUGAUCCAAGAAUGGACGGAAUCAACAACUUGAUAUUGUCUUACACUUUCUUCAAAGUGUCCGAGGAAAAUACUACAGAUACAGUCAGUGAUAUCACCUCUGUUCCGGUUCAAGAAACCAAUUAAAAACUAUCCAAUUUUUUGUUUUUGUUGACGAAGAAACUGCCAUUAGUUUUAAUAAUUGAUUUCUAUAUUUGGGAAAACUGUUUGUUAUUAUUUGUUCAGAACCCAUGGAAACAAAAAAAAUGGAAUGUUUAAAUU